Symbiodinium natans is the source of this 1521-nucleotide messenger RNA. The record is from the annotation of a GenBank genome assembly. NCBI's taxonomy places the organism in Eukaryota, Dinophyceae, Suessiales, Symbiodiniaceae.
AUGGCCGCUGCCCGGCAGCUGGUUGCCGCGCCGCUGCUGCGCUGCUCACGCCAUGUGCUGGGAGGCCUGCGUGCGGCCGCGUUGCCCGUUUGGCGGCGCCCCUCUCCCUGCGCCACUUCUCCGGUGGGCGUCAGCCUGGGGCGAGUGCGCCAUGCCAGCGACUCGAAGAAGGCACCAGAGACGUCUGGGCAGGGCGAGGAUGCGGGCAAGGCUGCCGGGAGUGGUGCCGUGCAAGACGAGGCGGCUGCUGCAGACUUGAAGGGGGCAGAUGCGGAGCAGUCAGCUGGCAUAAAAGAAGACGUGCCUGCAGACUCCAAGGCCACUGAGCAGUCAGCUGGCACAAAAGAAAACGCUGCAGGGUUGUCCGAUGCUCCAGCAGAGGAUGCCACCGAGCAGUCAGCUGGCGCAAAAGAAGACGUGGCCGCUGCAGAUGCCAAGGCCGCGCAGUCGCCAGCUGCCAGUGACGACGAGGCUGAAACCUUUCGAAGCAUGCCCGUGGUGACGGACGAGCACCGCUUGCAGUAUGAGAUCAGCUGUGAUGCCAAGGAAGGAGCCGCGUGCGUAGAUUUGGGAAGCGUUUUCGUCGCCGUCGAAUGGAAUCAACAGUGCAAGGACUGGCCGUGGGAAUGGGGAGCCUUCAGGUACAACAGCUGCAAGUGCGUGGCGUCGGAGCCACCUCCCAGCACUGAAAGCCCAACUGUGGGUGAGAUGACAUGUUUGUCUGGAGAAAGCUGCCCUGCCUCCUACUCAAAAGAGUGCUGCCGCUCCAGCUUGACCUGCCCUUCCGGCUUCGUACUUUCGGAACCCUUGGAUCGCUGCCAUCGCGAUGCGGACUCCACAGCUGCGCUGUGGCUGUCCGUGACAGAUGGCGUCGCGUGCCAGACGUGUGUGCGAUCUGAGCCGAGUCCGACGGCGUCGGCCACAAGCUCCACGACCGAUGCUCAGACCACCGAAGCAACCACCUCGACACCCUCCACGACCCAAGCUGCCGCAAUGAAGGAGUGGGAAAUGGUGGGAACGUCUGACAGCGCAUGCCGUGGAAACAGCACCAAUGAUAGCUCGCCGAGCCACUACUCGGUAGUGCCGCAGCGAAUUACCAGCAUUGAAGAUUGCAAGGCGCUGUGCGUUCAAGAUGCCUCCUGCAAAGGCAUUGAGUACAGCUUCGGCCGAUGUGAGAUCUGGACAAGGCCCGAGGGCAUCUUUGCCACAAAGCAGAUCGACGGAUUCUCGUGCAUGCGCUAUGGAUGGGCAACGAGGCACCUCGUGGCCAUGGGUGGUGGCGCUGGCCGUGCUUGCCGUGGGGACUCGCCCACCGACAACAUGGACAGCUACUACACGCUGGGGAAGACAAGGCCCCUGCAAGAUUGCAAGGCGAGAUGCGCGGCUGCGCCACUGUGUCAGGGUAUUGAGUUCAGCCUUGGCCGAUGUGAAAUUUGGUUACGGCCAAUCCGUGCUACGGCGAGCAUUCCUGGCUUCAGUUGCUUUAGCUACAGCUUCCAGGCUGGCGCGCUGCUGCUAUGA